Messenger RNA from Dentiscutata heterogama, 205 nucleotides. Lineage: Eukaryota; Fungi; Glomeromycota; Glomeromycetes; Diversisporales; Gigasporaceae. The record is from the annotation of a GenBank genome assembly.
AUGUUGUUAAUCUUUGAUUUAUUUGAGUCCCGUACUAGUAAUCAAAGUACUGACAGUUCUACUAGUUUUGUUGGUGUCUCCAUUGUUAAUGAUUCUGGCUUUACUGUGAGUACUCAUGAAAAUAGCAAUAAUAACUAUAACUAUAAUUUUGGUGGUAUAGAGUAUUUUGUUAAUAAUGAUAGAAAGAAAAUUAAAAGCAUUGUGG